AUGGAGCCUCAGUUUGAAUUCUCCAUUUCCCUUCCUGGAGCUGGAAUCCAUGACAAUAAACACCACUUGACAGCACUGCCCAGCCCUGAGGUGACCUCAGGUGGGAACAUGACACUCCAGUGUGUCUCACAGGAGAGAUAUGACAAGUUCAGCACCAGUGAACAUCAGAAGUUCUCCAGCUCCCUGAACUCACACUACUUACAUAUUAUUAUGCAGUACCAAGCCUUGUUCUCUAUAGAUCAUGUAACAUCUUACCACACAGGGAAAUCCCAAUGUUAUGGUUAGUACAAGAAAAGCAUACAGCUGUGGUCAGUACUCAGUGAGCCCCUGGUAAAACACAUCUCAGGCCUGUCCAAGAAGCCCUCCCUGCAGACUCAGCAAGGCCACAUCCUGGACCCUGGAAAGAGCCUCACCCUGCAGUGUUGCUCUGACAUCAACUAUGACAGAUUUGCUCUGUACAAGGUGGGGGGAACAGACUUCACCCAGCAUCAUGGCCAGAGGACCCAGGCUGGCCUCUCAGUGGCAAACUUCACACUGGGCUUUGUGAGAAGAACUACCGGUGGCCAGUACAGAUGCUAUGGUGCACACAACCUCUCCUCUGAGUGGUCAGCCUCCAGUGACCCCAUGGACAUCAUGAUCACAGGACCCAUUGGAACAUCAAAUGUGACACCCACACGGGCAAUGCCCAGUUAUAGGCUUCUUACAGUCUCUGUGGCCUUCCUCCUGUUCCUCUUCAUUCUCACCUUUCUCCUUCUCAGACGAAGGCAUCAGGGAAAGUUGAGGAAGGAUGGUGAGUCCUCCCAGAAAGAAACAGAAUCGCAACUUCCUGCAGGAGCUAUAGAGCCAGUAAUCAGACACAGAGGCCGCCAGAAGAGAUCCAACCCAGCUGCUGCCACCCAGGAAGAAAGUCUUUAUGCUUCAGUGGAGGACAUGAAACCGCAGGAUGGUGUUGAGCUGGACAUUUUGGUGAAGAUCCUGUCCCUAUUUAAGUGCUGA
This is a messenger RNA of Phodopus roborovskii (desert hamster), 996 nucleotides long. Its product is annotated as neutrophil immunoglobulin-like receptor 1. NCBI's taxonomy places the organism in Eukaryota, Metazoa, Chordata, Mammalia, Rodentia, Cricetidae. Gene Ontology annotation, molecular function: inhibitory MHC class I receptor activity. Gene Ontology annotation, biological process: cytokine-mediated signaling pathway. The record is from RefSeq and is a predicted model, not a curated record.